AUGGAAAACAAGCUUGUAGCGUUUGAUAUCAUCAAUGAUAAACAAAAAAUGUUAAAGCUGACCAAAACAACCCUAAAACACAUAAGCAUAGUGUUAUAUUUCGUUUUAUACUGUGCUGUUGUAAUCACAUUUGCGUUUCAGAACCAAUUUAUUUUUAGAGCUCCAGAAGAUUGCAAAUUGAUUGGUAGAGAAACGGCGUUUGCACGGAUACAGACCUCUUCAAAAAACGAUAGCGAGUUGAAAAUAUACGUCAAGAAUAACAACAGCGAGGUUGAUCUGAUCUUUUUUCACGGUCGUACAAUGAGCGUAAAGGUGCUCGACAAGGUCACAGAGGGAUUAACAGGCUAUAAUAUCAUCUACUACUACUGUAGGGGAUACGAAGACGGUACGUUUGUCAGGAACAAGAAAAAUAUUAUGGGUGACGUUGCUGCACUUGCUGAAUUCGUAGGUUCAAGAACAAGAAAAAAAAUGGUAGUUUUUGGUCAGUCAUUUGGUUGCCAUUUCGCACUGUAUUUCACAAAAUUGAUGAAUAAAGACCAUAUCUUGGUCCUUGAAAAUCCCUUUUACUCAUUAAGAUCUGUCAUUAAGCACAAAUUUUCUCUUCCAUUGUAUUUCUUGCUUGCUCAUGAUUACAGGAACGCAGAGCUGUUGGAAAAAGUCACUGGUAAAAUCUUUUUGAUUUUAUCAGAGAAUGACAGAUAUCUACCAAAAAUAGAUAUCGUUAAAAUGAGAAACCUUAUAGAAUCAAAGAAUGCACAAAUUUUUGUCAUUGAGGGAGUGGGCCAUGCCGAUGUGGGCAAAAAAGAAGAAUUUUUCUCAAUUUUGAAUGACAACGUGUACAGCGAGGUGGCAUAGAUACACACAGGUAAUAAUGGCGAUUAAAAUGUGGGUCCAAUAAUGUUUUCGUUAUUUACACGGUUCAGUUCUUUACCUAUCUCAUUUAACCGUCUGAUAUAGGAAAAAAUAGUGCAUAUUGAUGUGUCAAAAUGUUUAGCUGAUAGGUAGCCG
Messenger RNA from Vavraia culicis subsp. floridensis, 1008 nucleotides. RefSeq lists its product as uncharacterized. The transcript has a single exon. The record is from RefSeq and is a predicted model, not a curated record. The coding region runs from base 1 to 855 and encodes 284 amino acids. NCBI's taxonomy places the organism in Eukaryota, Fungi, Microsporidia, Pleistophoridae.